Molecule: messenger RNA, 1186 nt
Organism: Drosophila rhopaloa
Lineage: Eukaryota; Metazoa; Arthropoda; Insecta; Diptera; Drosophilidae
Gene: Aos1
Product: SUMO-activating enzyme subunit 1
Exons: 3
Coding region: 121-1134 (337 amino acids)
Biological process (GO): protein sumoylation
Cellular component (GO): SUMO activating enzyme complex; cytoplasm
Molecular function (GO): SUMO activating enzyme activity
Source: RefSeq, a predicted model, not a curated record
GUGAAUGUCAUUCUGGUGGUUUGAAAACGCGUUAGUGCUUACAACUGGCGUCCCCGAAUUCUAGUUGCGAAAAAAUUGGCUUUGAGCAAAUAAAAAGAGUUUAACUAUUAGAAAUCAAUUAUGGGCGUGGAAAUGGACACCAAGGAGGCGGCAGUGGAGCUCACGGAGGCGGAGAACGAGCUGUACGACAGACAAAUUCGCCUGUGGGGUCUGGAGUCGCAAAAGCGCCUGCGCACGGCCAAGAUCCUUAUCGCCGGACUUUGUGGCCUUGGUGCGGAAAUAACCAAGAAUAUCAUUCUGUCUGGAGUUAACUCCGUAAAGCUGUUGGAUAAUAAACCCGUCACUGAAGCGGACUUUUGCUCGCAAUUCCUGGCCGCACGUGAAUCCCUGAACACCAACCGCGCCGAGGCCUCCUUGGUGCGGGCACGUGCUCUUAAUCCGAUGGUGGACAUCUCCGCCGACAGAGAACCGCUAAAGGAGAAGACAGCCGAGUUCUUCGACCAGUUUGACGUUGUGGUUGUUAAUGGCGAGACAAACGAGGAACUGCUGCGCAUCGACACCAUUUGCCGGGAGCUGGGAGUCAAGUUCAUUGCCACCGACGUCUGGGGCACAUUCGGCUUCUACUUUGCCAGUCUUCAAAAGCACAGCUAUGUCGAGGAUGUAAUCAAACACAAGAUCGUAUCGAACCCAGAUAAGAAAAAGAAGUACGAAACUGUGUCCAUUCCAACACAACGCGAAGUGGAUUAUCCUGCGUAUUCGGUCUGGCUAGAUUUCGAUAUAACAGCGCCUAGUUAUUUGCGCAAGCUUAAACGUAAUGGACCAGGCGUUUUGCUGCUGAGUGUUCUACAAAAGUUCCGGAGCACCCACCAGCGAGAUCCCAACUACAAGACCCGAGCGGCGGAUCUGAAACUGCUUCGCGGGAUUCGCGACGAACUUCUGCCAAAUUCAGCCCUGAGUGACGAAGCUUUAGGAACAAUCUUUGCCCAGAUUUCUCCAGCUGUGGCAGUAGUGGGCGGCGUAGUGGCUCAAGAGGUCAUCAAGGUUGUUACCAAAAUGGAAGCACCGCACCGUAAUCUCUUUGUAUUCGACCCCGAGACUUGCGCGGGAUAUUUUGAGACCAUUGAAGCUAAGUGAACCGGUCUACCUACGGCUUCCAUUAAAAAACUGUAUUUCAAAUAACACCAAA